UCUGCCGAGGUCAUCGUGCAUAAUCGUCCCAUCCCAUGGCAGUUUCAGCAGCACAAAAAACCAGAAAUACCAAUCUAAUCCAUCCAUGAAGUUACGCCCAUCGAUUCGAUUCGAACCAAUUCUUCGACGAUCCUUCCUUCAAUCAUUUCCCCUUUGCGUAGAGUAGUAGUGAAGAACACCCAAUGUUUUCUCUUCUCUUCUCGAUCAAAUUGAAUAUGCAGACAGACAUUCACAGACUAUCCAGAUUUUGCAAGACGACGCCGAUGCGUGAAAAGACGGAAUUGCCCUUGCCGUUCUGCGUGCCAUGCCGCUGUACAGAGAGAGAGACAAAAUGCACGCAAUUCAAAGCUCCUUCUGCGCGUGAACCGUACAUUCUGUUCGCUAUAAAUCCCAUUCAUUGCAUCUUUAUUUUCAGAUUUUGCAAACCCCACUUUAAGCUUUCUUUUACUACACCACAUUCGGGUAGAACAGAAAUCGAAUCGCAAGAAAGUUGAGAAGAGAAAUGGAAGUGGGAGGUGUAGAAGGGAAUGGGGGAGGGGAAUUCGUUGAGGGUUUCGAUUUCUUGAUUGUGAGGGAUGAAAAUGGUGGGGUUUUCGAUUUGUUCAAGUUCUUGGCGUGGAAUGAUGCCCAGAGUGGGGCGAAGUUUCUAGUGGGGGGUGGGGGUGGGGGUGGGUGGUCUGGGGAGGAGCUGAUUUCUGGGGGUGGGGGUGAUCAUAGGUGGGUGAUAGUUGUGUCGAUCAUAGUGAGAAAAAUCAUAAAGAUUUUUGGGAAGCCCAUGGAGUGGAUGGGAUGUGCUUUGGAGUUUGUUCUGAAUCUUUUAUCACUCAAUGGCAAUUUUCUUGGUUUGCUGAAUCGAUUUCUUCAUGGUAUGUAUGUAUGGACUGUGGUGAUGCCCAAGAGAGGUUCCGAGACAUUCAUAAGCGCUAUCGGGCAUUUAGACAGCCGGAUAGACUUGUUUGAUGUUAAGACAUUGUCUACCCAGCCUGAGUUCGAGGACAAAAAAUGGCAACUCGAAUUGGGAAGUCGCGCGCUAAUGGACCUUUGUAUGAUGGCCUCCAAAUUAGCAUACGAGAACGCUAAGGUUGUUAGAAACGUCGUUGAUCUUCAUUGGAAGAUGCAUUUUGUGGGCUUCUACAACUGUUGGAACGAUUAUCAAAAAGAACAGUCGACGCAAGUUUUUGUUGCGUGCGAUAAGCCUAAAGACGCGAAUUUGAUCAUCGUCAGCUUCAGGGGCACCGAGCCAUUCGACGCCGAUGAUUGGAUCACCGACUUCGACUACUCAUGGUACGAGAUACCAAAUCUCGGGAAAGUCCAUAUGGGCUUUCUAGAGGCGCUCGGGUUGGGGAGUCGAGCAAAAACCUCGACAUUCUUGGAGCAUCUUCAGCCCCAAAACGCCGGACCUUCUAACGGCAUCAAGAAGCAGACAAAUUCAGACAACCCCGACGAGGCGGUUGUACCCGUAAUGAGGGAGAUGACGGCGUACUAUACGGUCAGAAGUAAGCUGAAGGAACUGAUCAAAGAGCACGAGAACGCGAAAUUUGUCGUCACGGGGCAUAGCUUAGGCGGCGCUCUUGCGAUACUUUUCCCGACUGUGUUAGUGCUUCACGACGAGGCGGAGCUUAUGCAGAGGUUGUUGGGAGUUUACACUUUCGGACAACCUCGAGUCGGGAACAGACAGCUCGGGAGUUACAUGGAAGCCCAUCUCGAACAUCCUCAGAAGAAAUACUUCCGCGUCGUGUACUGUAAUGACCUCGUCCCGAGGCUGCCUUACGACAACAAAACGUUCUUGUACAAACACUUCGGCGCUUGCCUCUAUUACAACAGCCUCUAUGUCGAGAAGAAUGUCGAUGAAGAACCGAACAGGAAUUUUGGGCUGUGGUACUUGAUCCCGGCAGCGUAUGCGAAUGCCGCGUGGGAGAUGUUGAGGGGAUUUUUGAUCGGAUAUAUUUACGGUCCCGGUUUUACGGAAUGCUGGGAGUCAAUUAUGCUGAGGGUGGUUGGGCUGGCGAUCCCGGGGCUGUCUGCGCAUAGCCCGGUCGAUUAUGUGAACUCGAUUCGGCUUGGCCGGAUGGAUGAAGGGCCGGAGAUGAUGUCCUUAUAGAACAACCUCGCAUACCAAGAUUACAACAAGGUAUAUGUCAAUGGCUGCUUUUGUUGUGUUUCUUUAUUGCAGUGUAGCUUGAAGUUGUUCUAUUCUUGUUGAUGGUUUUUGUUGUGCCGUUGAAAUAAAAGACUGUGUGUUUUAGACGGGCGGAA
This is a messenger RNA of Andrographis paniculata, 2256 nucleotides long. Its product is annotated as triacylglycerol lipase OBL1. Gene Ontology annotation, molecular function: triacylglycerol lipase activity. The coding region runs from base 503 to 2101 and encodes 532 amino acids. The transcript has 5 exons. Gene Ontology annotation, biological process: lipid metabolic process. Lineage: Eukaryota; Viridiplantae; Streptophyta; Magnoliopsida; Lamiales; Acanthaceae. The record is from RefSeq and is a predicted model, not a curated record.